UAUGAAUUCUCUCAUGGAAGAUAAAAAACAGGCAAAUAGAAGUAUGGUUGAUGGUCCACUAUGUUUCAAAGACUUGUUUGGCUUUAGAAUAUCUGACUUUUCAAGUUGGAGCCGCUUUAGGAGUCUUCUUCAUAGGCCUAUGGAUCCUUCUUUGAUAGCCUAUGUUCGUAUAGCAUAUGGAAUUUUGAUGCUAUUAGACCUUUUCCAAGAACGAGGUCUUUCUCAGGCAGAUGUCAUUUGGGUGAAUGAGGAAGAGUGUCGGUUUCCGUUGAUAAAUUUUCUUAAACCUUUACCUCUGAGAUGGAUGUAUGUGCUAUACGCCGUAAUGCUCAUAGACCUAUCAUUAGGCUUUUUCAUUUUCUUUGACCAAACAAGAAUCUUUGGCUUUAUCUUUGGAGCCAGUUUCCAUGUAAUGAAUUCUCAAAUGUUUCACAUAGGUAUGUUUCCCUAUGUCUGCCUGGCUACGCUCUUCGUAUUUUGUAGAUCUGAUUCUCCUAAAAACUUUGUUAAAGGACUUCCAUGCAAGUUCCAAAAAUUCUUUAUGACUAUAGCUGAUUCUGAAAAAUCGACUCAUUGCUCAUAUGGAGAGGAAAAGACUGACAUUUCAGUGAAGACUAGAUUUAGGCAAAACGGAGGCUGUAUUUUCACUAUACUUUAUAUAGGUAUUCAAUUAUUCUUGCCUUUUUCUCAUUCAAUUACGAAGGGUUAUAAUAAUUGGACCAAUGGUUUGUAUGGCUACAGCUGGGAUAUGAUGGUUCACUCUUGGCAUACCCAACAUAGUCGAAUUACCUUCGAAGAUCCUGCAACUGGAGAGAUUGGAUAUCUUGACCCUUCUGCUUUUACUAACUCUAAACGAUGGACAUCGCAUGCAGAUAUGGCUAAGCAAUAUGCAGUUUGCAUAUCUGAGCGACUAAAAAAGCAUGAUUUACAUAAUGUCAAAAUAUAUUUCGAUAUUUGGAAAUCAAUGAACGGGAGAUUUCACCAACGACAGUUCGAUCCUCGUAUUGACAUUGUAAAAGCUAAUUGGCAUCCAUUUAAAGCUACAAAGUGGGUCCAGCCGCUACUAAUAGAAUUAUCAAAUUGGAGAGACGAAUUAGAGAAAAUUAGACAGUCGUAUUAUUUUUCAGAAUUUAUGGAUGUUACUUUCAUAGCUGAUUUUCCUGGAUUGACUCUAGAAAACUAUAUUCAACCGGAUUUUGAGAACACGACGCUAAAAGUUUUAAAUGGAACAGUUCGAUUUGAAUAUGAGGGAUAUACAAGAAUAUUACAUACAAAUGAAACUAUAAUUUUACCUAGUGCUACAUAUCAUAAUGUAACAACAAUAUCUGACAAACCGUCUUGUUACAUGUACAUAUAUACCAACGUUUCGGAAUCAAAAAAAAGACAAAAAUUAAAUGAAUGGUCAAAGAAAAACUAUAGCAUCCCAAUCGCGAGAAAUCGGGAAGACGUUCAACUUGAAAAUAACCUAAAUGAUUUUUUAGGGCAUAAAACGAAACGUCUUGUCAAAAGUUUAAAAAGUAAAAGUUGGUAUGGAAAUGCCAUUAAUUUCAUUACGAAGAAGUUAAAGCAAAUAGCUCGAGGCUUAAUCAUGUCCUAUUAUGGAAUAGCUGGAUUGUACAAGAAAGAGAAUAUACACAAACUUUAUUCCCAAGCUGUGACAGUUGAUGCUUAUCUUUUUCCUGAGAAAAUUGGAAAGCGUAAGCCCAUAGAUGAAUAG
Molecule: messenger RNA, 1717 nt
Organism: Dimorphilus gyrociliatus
Lineage: Eukaryota; Metazoa; Annelida; Polychaeta; Dinophilidae
Source: the annotation of a GenBank genome assembly